This is a messenger RNA of Coffea eugenioides, 1486 nucleotides long. Its product is annotated as shikimate O-hydroxycinnamoyltransferase-like. Bases 16 to 1398 code for a protein of 460 amino acids. The record is from RefSeq and is a predicted model, not a curated record. The transcript has 2 exons. Gene Ontology annotation, molecular function: acyltransferase activity, transferring groups other than amino-acyl groups. Lineage: Eukaryota; Viridiplantae; Streptophyta; Magnoliopsida; Gentianales; Rubiaceae.
AACAAAAAAAAAGAUAUGGCUCUCAAACAAGGCUUCGAGGUGAAGGUAACCUUGACAGAGGUAGUUGCUGCAGUGCUUCCGAUGCAAGAACAUUGGUUGCCGCUGUCCAACCUCGACUUGCUUUUGCCUCCUGUCGAUGUCGGUGUCUUCUUCUGCUACAAGAACCCCUCUUCAGCUGCCACCACAUUCGGGUCCAUGACCAGCGCUCUUAAGAAAGCACUAGCCCAAACAUUGGUUUCCUAUUACGCUUUUGCGGGGGAAAUGGUGCAAAAUCCUUCAGGGGAGCCUGAGCUUCUAUGCAAUAAUCGUGGGGUGGACUUUGUUGAAGCAUUUGCUGAUAUUGAGCUUCGAGAGCUCGACUUGUACAAUCCUGAUGAGAGCAUCGAAGGUAAACUUGUGCCCCAAAAGGAGCAAGGCGUGCUCUCUGUUCAGGCAACUCAACUCAAGUGCGGAGGACUGGUGAUAGGAUGCACGUUUGACCAUCGGGUUGCCGAUGCCUACUCGGCCAACAUGUUUUUGGUGUCAUGGGCGGAAAUGGCUCAGUCCAAGCCGGUAACUACGCUUCCUUCACACCGGCGGUCACUGCUCUCUUCUCGCCGGCCAGGGCACUUCGACAUUUCAAUUAACGACAUGUACAUGAAAAUAUCACAAAUGCCACCUCCAGACAAAGAAUUAAAUGACCACAUUAAUAAUAAUCAGGCACCAAUAAGUCGCAUCUAUUAUGUCAAGGCCGAACAGGUCCACCAACUGCAAUCGCUAGCCAAUGACGAUAAACGGGGUAGUAAAAAAUUUGUAAGGACUAAGCUUGAGGCCUUCACUGCCUUCCUCUGGAAAUUAAUUGCCAAAGGGACAGAUGCAGGGGACAAAUAUUGCAGGCUAGGAAUCGUGGUUGACGGAAGGACUAGAUUGAAUGAUGGAGACGAAUCGAUGAUGAAUAAAUAUUUUGGAAAUGUUUUAUCUAUCCCAUUUGGCGAAAAGAGAAACAAGGAGCUGAAAGAGAUGAAUUUAAGUAUGAUAGCCGAUGAAGUCCACAAUUUUCUUGACGGGGCAGUGACAAGAGAACAUUUUCUGGGGCUGAUUGAUUACGUGGAGGCUCAUCGUCCUGAACCGGCAUUUUCCAGAAUUUAUGGUUCUAAAGUAACCAGAGAAGAACCGGCAUUUGUGGUGUCAUCAGGGCAGCAGUUUCCUAUAAGAAAGAUAGACUUCGGGUGGGGUGUGCCAGUAUUUGGUUCGUACCACUUUCCAUGGGGAGCACAAUCGGGCUUUGUAAUGCCAAUGCCCUGUGCAUCUGGAAAUGGAGAUUGGAUUGUUUACAUGCACCUUCGUCAAGAGCAGAUAGAAGUGAUAGAGCUUAACGCACCACAUGUUUUUAGACCUUUCAGCCAUGAUUAUCUCUGAUCAGCUCCAUCUGAUUUUCCACUGGAUUAAUUGGCUCGCUACAAUUGAUCAGACACAAGUUAUGUAUUAAUUUGAGUUCUUUUAAUGG